This is a messenger RNA of Sabethes cyaneus, 6817 nucleotides long. It is a transcript of the gene Crag, whose product is annotated as DENN domain-containing protein Crag. Lineage: Eukaryota; Metazoa; Arthropoda; Insecta; Diptera; Culicidae. Gene Ontology annotation, cellular component: cytoplasmic vesicle. Gene Ontology annotation, biological process: regulation of Rab protein signal transduction. The transcript is spliced from 12 exons. Bases 522 to 5483 code for a protein of 1653 amino acids. The record is from RefSeq and is a predicted model, not a curated record. Gene Ontology annotation, molecular function: protein binding.
GGUUUUCAAUUAACGGUUUGUGGUGUACGAUUGCGAACAGUUUUCUUUGUGAGUAUUGCGGUGCUAUUAGGAUUGCAUUUUGCAAUCAAAAUUUGAUUUCAAAAUACAACUUCGUUCUUAAUACGGUAACGGUUUAUUGCCUUCUGCAAAAAGGUAGAAUUAAGUUGAUGUGUUUUGAAUGGUUAGAAUUCGAUAAAGCUAACUCUGUUAGCUCGAUGAACUUGGUUGCCAGGGUCAGUGUUGGUGAAUAUGUUCAUUUGGUGAAGUAGUAAUAGAUUUAAUACAAAUACUGAUGUUCCGGAAGAAAACCAAUUAGAAUUUUUUUGGCAAAAAUACUGAUUAUAAACUAGGUACCUACCUGCCGGGAAAGAAAAUAUUGGAUGUUUAGGAAUUUACGUAAACGUGCUUUGAGUAACACCAACACAAUUGCACAGUGUAUGCCACCGAUAGCUAUCGGUGUAGUUGGAUAAACUAAGGAGGAUCAUCAAAUCAGCUGAACCGGAUUAGAUCGCCGUCCCGCGAUGGACGAACGGCGGGUGGCCGACUACUUCGUAGUGGCCGGCAUGCCCGAGAACCCAAAGCUUCUGAAGGAGAAUAUUUUCAAUGACUCGUCCCAUCUGCGGUCGGCCAACACGAUUGACCCGAUCACCGAUAUCGGUGUGUUCUUUCCAUCGCUGGGUGAAAAAAUUCCGGCAGACUAUGAAAUACUGGAGAACACUCCGACGGGGCUGCUGGCAGAUUUGAACUACGGUUCAGUGCGAACGGUAGCCUGCUUUCUGUACUUCCGCCGGGGGAAGGACAAACCACCGCUGGUCGAUAUCGGUGUCAUGUACGAGGGAGCGGAACGAAUAAUGUCCGACGCGGAAAUAGUCAUCAGCACGCCGGGCGAUCGGUUGGCCAACGUGAACAAUUCGUCCGCCAAAACGUUUCUCACCUUUCGAAGGGCAAAGAACGAUAUGCCCUGCAACGAACUGGUAGUGACGGAUCUUUGCGUGGUUAUUCCGUCCAAAGGGGAGAAGCCUCCGCAUGCCUUCUGUAUGAUUCACAAAACGCUCAAUAAGGGAAUCAUGGGUAGUGACGUCUAUUUGUGCUACAAAAAGUCUAUGAACAGACCGAAGCUGAUCAGCUAUCAGCCGGAAAUAUUGCACCGAUAUCCAACGGUGGAUCACAACGACUUUCCAUUGAAUUUAUGCCCGAGCGUACCGCUGUUCUGUUUGCCCAUGGGUACGACACUGGAAGCGUGGCCCCAUGUGCCCGGGGGCGACGGGAAGCUCAAACGGAAACCCAUACAACCUAUAUUCAGCACGUUCGUGCUAACUGUCAACGAUGGAACCUACAAAGUGUACGGUUCAGCCUUAACAUUUUACGAAGACUUUAGCGAGCGUCAACUCAACGACCAGCAACUGGAGCUGCUGGAGUGGAGCCCGGAUUCGCACAAAACUCAUUCGCUUCAUGUAAACAAAUCUAUUUGCCUUCUGUCGAGGUGGCCCUUUGGCGAUACGUUUGAAAAGUGGCUACAAUUUCUGCACCAAAUAUCAAUACUGAACGAACCACUGCCGGUACCGAUCGAACGCUACAUCACGCAUCUACUCGACGAAGUUCCCUUCCCGUCGCCCAGUAUUCUUCUCCAGCUAUCCAACCUAAGCAACGAUCGAAUACUGCUAACCCUUCCGGAGGACUCCCCUUUGCCGCGCAGCGGCGCCGGCUUCCGUCAGUUGCUCUCCAAUUUGGGAGCGGAAAACUGCCUUCACGUGCUGCUGCUCGUUAUGACCGAACAGAAAAUCCUCAUUCACUCGCUAAGACCAGCCAUUCUGACGGCCGUGGCGGAAGCCGUGUCCUCCUUCCUGUUUCCAUUCAAGUGGCAGUGUCCGUACAUUCCACUGUGUCCGCUGGGGCUUGCCGAAGUGCUGCACGCUCCCCUGCCGUACCUGAUCGGAGUAGAUUCGAGAUUUUUUGACCUGUACGAACCACCCAGCGACGUGACCUGUGUGGAUCUCGACACCAACAAUAUCAGCUUGUGUGAGUCGCAGAGGCAUCUUUCAACGAAACUGCUCCCGAAACGGGCAGCCCGAAUACUAAAACAAACGCUACGUAAUUUGGACGAACAGAAUCAAAGUACAGACAAGGAUGCCUCAAACAGUUUGGAUCGCGAUUUGAAGAAAAAGAAAAGGGAACAAAAUCUUGAGCAAAGGAUACAGGAAGCUUUUCUGCAGUUUAUGGCGUCCAUUCUGAAGGGAUACCGAGAGUAUUUGGUACCGAUUUCGCAAGCCCCAACGAGCCGAGCAACCGAUCCGGACGCCCUGUUUCAGAUGAACGCCUUCCUGAGAUCGCGAGAUAAGGCACAUCACAAAUUUUUCCAGCUGCUUAUGAAAACUCAAAUGUUCAUCAAAUUCAUCGAAGAACGAUCGUUCUUCUCCGACGGAGACCACAAUCUGGCCUUCUUCGACGAAUGUGCCGAGAAGGUGAGUGCCUUCGAAGAUACUCCCACUGAGAUUAAGCUGAUCGACUGGGAUUCCGGGCAGAGCAGCGAACGAACCAAGGUUAUAUUGCCACCCGAAUGCCAACCGGGACUGCCCGAGCAGAGCUAUCGCUACAGUUUCUUCCUGCUAAACCCGAUCCUGCUGAAGCAAUCGCGACGAAGCCUGCUGGCGCACGCUUUGCAGCAGCACAGCAGCCUCGCGCCGGGAUCACCGAUGGCACGGCGAACAAAAAUUGAAAUCAAAACCGCCCAAAAGUUAGCACGGAAAAAUCAAACCAAUCCCGAACUUUGGGCCAAACACCUGCUGGCCACCUGCUAUUCCAUCUACUUCAUAGUUCUGCCUAGUCUAAUCUCCGAAAAUGCUGGCCGAGAGCACGUCAUCCUUAAGACCGCCUACGACCUGCUCGGUAAAGCUUGUAAACUGAAGAUUCAGUGCGACGAAGUUUGCUAUCGCAUAAUGAUGCAACUGUGUGGAAUGCACAAUCUUCCCGUUCUGGCCGUCCGUCUGCACUACCUGAUGAAGCGUUCGGGAAUUCAACCGAACGCUCUGACCUACGGUUUCUACAAUCGAUGCGUGCUAGAAGCAAAGUGGCCUUCCGAUUCCAUCCUUUCCAGUCAGAUGCGAUGGAAUCGCCUACGAAACAUCGUUAUGGGUGCAGCUCAUUUCAAACGAGCCGGAAAGAAGUUUGCUGCCCGUCGAAGACUGUCCGCUUCUCAUGAGAAUAACCUCAACACGCUGGAAACGGUAGACGGAACGUCGCGAACCAGUUUGGACUCCGGUAUAUCCCAAGCGGAGCACCAAAGCGGUUCGACAAUGGAUUUCGCAGCAUUCGACAAACUGCGCGGUCGCCUAGGGACGAUCGUACGACAAACGGGAACCCCCCAGGAAUCCUCCGAUGUAGUAUCCAGUGCUGGGCUGCUGAUCAGUGGCGAAGGAACCCAUCUGAAAAUCAGUCCCAAAGAAAAGCAAACAUUCAAAGCACCCGCACCCGCAAGCCCGUGCGAUCUGAGCCCACGAAUGUUGGCCAGGGCUGACAGCUUCGCCGGUGACUCUAAAUUCAUAGAUAAACUGCAAAAGCAAGCACUGCAUUACACCAACGGUGGCACACCGAAGGGGGGAACCGUUGGUGACAACGCGGUUAACCGCGUAAAACGAGCACUGGAUUUUCAAGCCGAGAACGAAAACAGUUCCCAGGAGGAACUUGUGGACGAUAAAUCCGCCUCGAAGGUCAGCCCAACUAAGGUAUCUCCUCGAACGCUAGUGACUCAGGAUGAUCCACUCGGUGCCCUGAACGAUGACGGGCAUGACGAAGUGCUCGAAAUUCGGCAGUCCACCGAAAAGCUUUCGUUGAACAACAACAACAACAACAAUGGUGGCGGGCAGAAUGGGAUUCAUCACAACAACACUAUCUACACGGAUCAACCGAUUCUGUUCAAGGGACAACGGUCGGCGACGUUCGACGAUUCGCUGCAGCUGAACAAGAGUAUGCACCGGUCGGAAACGAUGCCGGUUGGCAGUUCCGUUACGUCCAGCUUCGCCAGCAUCGGUUCCUCGCUGAAGUUCAACUUUGGCCGCUACUCACCUGCACGUUUAUCCAUGAAAAAAGAUUUCAAAUCGCUCUCGACGAAUGUGAUAGAAAGCAUUUCCAGCGUCAGUCCAAGCCUGACGGGUAAGAAAUCCAACGAGAUCCUCCAGGGUGGUCUCAGUAGUAUUAAGAACGCUGCCACAUCGGUGGCGAAAAAACUAGACGAAAUUAAGGAGGCAAUUUCGGCCAACUCAACGCCAGUUAAAACGGGCUCCGGUACUAUCUGCACGAGCAAUGGACUGGUAGACGCAAAGGAUGGACACGGAUCGGAGAGUGAUCUGCUCAAUGAGGACGGCAGCACCGUUAAUGGGAAUCGUUCGCGCCGAGUGUCCAGUGAGUUUGACCUGUGGGGUCGGUUCAGCGAGUCUCGCAAAUCUAGCUAUAACAAUCUAGUGCCUCUGGGGGAGAACACGACCUCGAGCAAUAGCUUGAAUGCCUAUCCGACGCUACCGGAGAAUGUUUACCAGUCGAUACCGGAGGUGUCCGAAUCGAACGAGUCGGACUAUGUGAUACAGAUUAUGUCCUGCUCGCAGUGUCACAACUGUUUCGUGCUGCUGUACGAUGAGGACAUUAUGGCUGGGUGGUCGGCUGAGGAUUCCAAUUUGAAUACCAGCUGUCACGCUUGCAAUAAAGUUACGGUUCCAUUCCUGAAUGUACACAUUCUGUCCGAAGAACAGCGAAGAUUGACUUCCGCCCAGCAACAGCAGCAACCGCAACAGUCGGACGUGAUCAACGUGCCAUAUCUGAACCCGUUGGUACUUCGGAAAGAGUUAGAGAAUAUUCUUAACCAGGAGGGAGACUACGCUCUAGCCAAGGCUAGCUUUGUGGAGGAACAUCCCAUCAUCUACUGGAAUCUAGUGUGGUUCAUGGAACGAAUCGAUGUUAGCACGCAUUUACCAAAUCUGUGCCUACCGAAACAGGAAGGGGAGAAUGUAGAUCCACUUAGUAAUUUGAAGACCGUCUCAGUGCAGUGCUUGUGGGAUAAUCCUCGGCUGCAUUCCGAAGCUGGACCAGCAAUGUAUAUGCUUUGGAGGCAAAAUCAACCGUCCAGUCCGUUGCUGAAGGCACUGCUCACCGAUCAGACGUCCAUCAAUCGAGCCGUAAUGCAACAGGUCAUUGCUUCGAUCCGUUGCAACGAUUUGUUGACCCCAGUUAAGCGGCUAGCUAACGAACGACACAAGCUAAAACAUCGAGGUGUCGAUCGGACUCACUCUAUCUAUCGGGACAUCCUGUACCUGGCAUUCAUCGCAAUUGGUCGGGCCAACAUCGAUUUGAUCUCGUUCCACCGGGAGUACGCGGCCGUGUUCGACAAGCUAACCGAGAAGGAAUGCAACACCUACUACCGGGCGCAGGAUUUACCGCCGUCGUCAGCGGCUAUCUUUUGCCGGGCGUAUUUUAAACCGCUGAUGUUGCCUUGACCACUGCCCCGGCGAUACGAGUUCUGUUCGGGCUGGGAACCGAACUCGAACUCAGCCGCAGGUCGACAGAUCCGGCCAUCGCCUGCCGAACGCAAAAGGUGAGCCCAUCUACUACUCUGUAUUCUACGCGAUAGAGAUGUACUACUACUGUAAAUUAUUCUGCUUAGCCGACAAUGAACGAGAUACAAUACUACUUCUUGAAAUUAUAGGUAGGCCAAAUCGUCCCCCUCAUCUGGUUGGUUAUUAGAGAAAAAACAGCUCUUUUGUGAAUCAAGAGCAUAACUUUACUACUCGACAAGUACCUACAAGAAAUAUUUUCACUUCUACAUUAUUUCCACUUCAGUUACUAAGAGAAGCUAACCCUUUUUUUAAAGUAAAAUUUAGGUAAUGGCAUAAAAAUUAUAUCUAUUUCGUUACCUGCGUUUUGUUUUUAUGAAUAUAACCAAAAUGCUGGAUUUUUCCUGCAAAAAAUAAAUUAAUUAUUUCUGCGUUUUUUUAUUAAACGUUAUUUUUAUUAAACAAACGCAUUUCGUAACAGUAAAAAUCUCGUAAAUCUCCUAAACUUACAAUAUCCUAAAUAACUUGACUAAAUAACUGGAUCACAAACAGAAUUCCUGCAAACCACUAACUCAAAUUAACACAGCUCAACACACCUAGAAGUGUACUUUCCAGUAGCUGAAGUGGAAACUUCAAAAUGAGAUUAAUCAUUCACACUACAACAAACUGAUCAUCGCCUUGUUGUUGUCAUUGUCAUCAUGCUUUGCUCAAACACGAUGAACGGUAAAAUUGUUGUGAUAUGAGGCUGGCAAAAUAAAACAAUCAACCUAGUAAAAAACUGAACGCUUCAUGCGCCUCCUGUCCCGAGGACUGUUGUUACAACAACAGCACCACAAGCUAGGAAAAGAUAAAAUCAUUUUACUAUCGGAUUUGUGAUACUAAAAAGGAAAAGCUGCUCCAGAAAGCAAUCUACUUAAAUAAAUCAGCAAACUAAGCACGAGCGGCAAUCGGUGUUUCCAUUUUCAUCUGCUUCUUGAUGCUGGUUUUCUUUUAAAGCAAUUAAGGCUGAAGUAGGGCAAAAAAAACAAAGGAAUGUAUAAGCGAAGGAUGCAUACUCUAUUAUUUCUAAUUUCGUCUCAUUAAAACGCGCACCUAGGGACAACACUCCGUAACACUAUCGUAUUUGUUUGCUUUUACUUGUUAGACUAUAAUACUGUAUGACUCAUCAUCGUUUUCGCUACAGGGUUCGAAGAGGAAUAUAUAAUGUUACUGUGUAGGGCAAGCCCUGUUCUAAUGAGCAAGAAAAACUAGUUAAAAUAUUGUGUGGAAAAUAUAUA